AUGUUGUCUUUGAAGCCGGGCGCUACACUUGUCCAAAAGUAUAAAAAUUUAUACCAAUUAUGCUUGGACAAGUGUACAGCAUAUACGAAAGUGAGAUGGGUGGCAGAGCUAAGCUUGGUAGUGCUGUUUUUAAACCGUUUUGUGCCUUUGCUGGAUUGUUACGUUUAUGAUAGUAAAUUAUUUGACGACCUAUUAAUAAUUUUUUCGUGUUUCACAUGGGGAUUUCUAUAUGAUAAGCUUUUACAACAAGAGGAAGGAAACUUGGACGUUGGCGAGAAGCUUGAUGAUAUCCAUCCAAUUUUGAGUAGGCCACCUGAGUUCAGAAUCUGGUACUAUUGUAUCGGAACCACUGUAUAUUACAUACUCUGGGAAUUACUCAUACCUCCACUUCCAAAUUGGGUAGGGUCUCUCGCUUUUUUUUUACACAGCACAUAUUGCUUGGCUUAUAUGUUUAAGGUAAUUUUGCAGGGUGAGAACCCUACACACCAAUUUUACUUGGACGUAUGCAAGCGACAUACCAUGGCGAGGUGGAUAUCAGGGAUAGUCUUGUUGUUCUUUGUUGCAUUUCUUUAUAGGUGUCAUUACGCAUGGGAAUUGUGUUACUAUGCACUUGGAAUCUCCAUUUUGGAUGCGUUCAUUAAGUAUCUGAGAAGAAUGCGCGAUAUGUAUUUACAACAAUGCAAAGACAAGAGUGAUCAGGAAGCGAAUGAAGCGUUCAGGGAAUUCCGUCCAUAUCUAAGGAAUUCACCCGAGUUUAUAUUGUGGUGCAGUUGCAUCAAGUACACUGUGUGGUUUCUAGUUCUAUCAUUAUUUAAUUGCUUGCAUGAUCCAGACCUUUUCGGUCUCUACGUAUUGAUUUACGACAUAUGUUGGACUGUAAUAUGUGUGAUAAAAGCUAUCCUGCUUAUGAUCAGCUACAGUACAUACCAACAUCGGCAUGUGGAUUAG
Messenger RNA from Nakaseomyces glabratus, 948 nucleotides. RefSeq lists its product as uncharacterized. The record is from RefSeq and is a predicted model, not a curated record. Lineage: Eukaryota; Fungi; Ascomycota; Saccharomycetes; Saccharomycetales; Saccharomycetaceae. Gene Ontology annotation, cellular component: Golgi membrane. Gene Ontology annotation, biological process: retrograde vesicle-mediated transport, Golgi to endoplasmic reticulum; protein retention in ER lumen.